Messenger RNA from Plenodomus lingam JN3, 234 nucleotides. NCBI's taxonomy places the organism in Eukaryota, Fungi, Ascomycota, Dothideomycetes, Pleosporales, Leptosphaeriaceae. The record is from RefSeq and is a predicted model, not a curated record.
AUGAAGAAGUUCUGGCAGCGCAAAUUGAGCCCGUCGGAAAUAAUAAUUGUCAAAGACUCUAGGAGUAUUCAGGUAUGUCAGGGUGUCUACGGGGCCAAGGCAGAUGCUCUGAGGCUUUUCAACCGCAUGUCGAUGCUGUGGACGGUCGCACAAGGACCUUGGGAAAGCCUCAUACUAAAAAGCUCUGAUUUCUUCGAUGAAGACUUGCACGGUUACGAUCUGAGUCUUGGAUGA